Messenger RNA from Vicia villosa (hairy vetch), 1742 nucleotides. Its product is annotated as aspartate aminotransferase P2, mitochondrial. The transcript is spliced from 11 exons. Bases 120 to 1484 code for a protein of 454 amino acids. Gene Ontology annotation, biological process: biosynthetic process; amino acid metabolic process. NCBI's taxonomy places the organism in Eukaryota, Viridiplantae, Streptophyta, Magnoliopsida, Fabales, Fabaceae. Gene Ontology annotation, molecular function: transaminase activity; pyridoxal phosphate binding. The record is from RefSeq and is a predicted model, not a curated record.
CCCAUAGAAUCCACGGUCUCACUGUCACUCGUUUCGUCUCAUCCCAAAUCUUUACUACAAAAACAAAACCAACCAUUCCGCAUUUUCCUUUUGCAUUGUUUUUUUCCUCUGCACAAAAAAUGGCUUCUUCAGUUCUCUCUGUAGCAGCUUCACACUCUGCUUCACUUCCAUUGCAUGAAACCACCAUCAAGGGAAAGAUCAAAAUUGGAAGAAACGGUUUGAGAUUUAGCCAGUCUUCUGGUCGGAUCUCUAUGGUUGCUGCGGUUAAUGUUUCUCGGUUUGAGGGUAUACCGAUGGCUCCUCCUGAUCCGAUUCUUGGUGUUUCUGAAGCAUUUAGAGCAGAUACGAGUGAUGUUAAGCUCAAUCUUGGAGUUGGAGCGUAUAGAACGGAAGAACUACAGCCGUAUGUGCUUAAUGUUGUUAAAAAGGCGGAGAAUCUUAUGCUGGAGAGAGGGGAAAACAAAGAGUAUCUCCCUAUUGAAGGUUUGGCUGCAUUUAACAAGGCGACUGCAGAACUGUUACUCGGAGCAGACAAUCCAGCAAUCAAACAACAAAGAGUUGCCACUGUCCAAGGUCUUUCCGGAACUGGUUCUCUGCGACUUGGUGCAGCUUUCAUAGAACGAUAUUUCCCCGAGGCAAAAGUUUUGAUAUCAAAUCCUACGUGGGGUAACCACAAGAAUAUUUUCAACGACGCCAGAGUACCAUGGUCUGAGUACCGAUACUAUGAUCCCAAGACAGUUGGAUUGGAUUUUGAGGGCAUGAUAGAGGAUAUCAAGUCAGCUCCCGAAGGAACUUUUGUGUUACUUCAUGGAUGUGCUCAUAACCCUACUGGUAUUGAUCCAACACCAGAACAGUGGGAAAAAAUAGCUGAUGUAAUUCAACAAAAGAACCACUUUCCAUUUUUCGAUGUUGCUUACCAGGGGUUUGCUAGUGGAAGCUUAGAUGAAGAUGCAGCAUCUGUGAGAUUGUUUGUGUCACGUGGCAUGGAGGUUUUUGUAGCUCAGUCAUACAGUAAAAAUCUCGGUCUGUAUGCUGAAAGGGUUGGAGCUAUCAAUGUCAUUUCCUCAUCACCAGAAUCUGCAGUAAGGGUGAAGAGCCAAUUGAAAAGGCUUGCUCGACCAAUGUACUCCAAUCCACCUGUUCACGGGGCUAGGAUUGUUGCUAAUAUUGUUGGGGAUCCAACUCUCUUUGGUGAAUGGAAGGCAGAGAUGGAAAUGAUGGCUGGAAGGAUAAAAACUGUUAGACAGGCGCUAUAUGAUAGUAUUUCUUCAAAAGACAAGAGUGGAAAGGAUUGGUCGUUCAUACUUAAGCAGAUAGGCAUGUUCUCAUUCACAGGCUUGAACAAGAACCAGAGUGACAAUAUGACAAAUAAGUGGCAUAUAUACAUGACAAAGGAUGGAAGGAUUUCCCUGGCAGGAUUGUCGCUGGCCAAAAGUGAAUACCUUGCAGAUGCUAUUAUCGAUUCUUAUCAUAAUGUCAGCUGAAACUCGGUGAGACGUGCUUUUGAAGCAAGCAUAUAUUUUUGGUGAGUAUUAUACCAAAUCAAAGUGAUCGGCACACAUGACAAUAAUUCUACUAUGUAUGCAUUGAUUUUCAUACAUAUGUACCUGAUAGUCCCUUUGGGAAUUCUGUUGUAACCUUAAAUAAGUUGAGUCAAAGUGUUGAUGUAUACAUUUAUAGUAUGUUUUUUAUUGUUGUAACUCUACUGCAGUCAAUCAUUUGACAUUAUUGGUUCUUCUAAA